GUAGAUUCCUUAGGACACGAGUCUCAAAGACAAAAGAAAAAAGUAAAGGCCUGCGAUAUGAAAGCUACAUGCAUCACAAUCUUGUUUUGGCCCCUCUUCAUGCUAUUAUUAUCAGAGGAAAGGCAGUCUUCUAAAACAGAAGUCAAAUAUAAUUUCACUGAAAAGAAUUAUUCUUUGAUUCCAGCGGAUAUCAAUAAAAAUGUAACUAUACUUGAUCUCAGUUAUAACCAAAUUACUUUGAAUAUUAUAGACACAGGAGUUCUACAGACAUAUAUUUUACUCAUUGAACUCUAUUUGACUGAGAACAAUGUCACUAUGUUAUAUAAUAAUAGCUUUGGUAACCUCUCCAAUCUAGAAAUUUUAAAUAUCUGUAGAAAUUCCAUCCACAUAAUCCAACAGAGUGCAUUCAUGGGCUUAAAUAAACUAAAACAGUUACAUCUCUGUCAAAACAAAAUAUCUCAACUGAGUCCUGACAUAUUUGUGCCUCUAAAAAACCUGAUACUUCUGAAUUUGCAAGGCAAUUUCAUAAGCUAUUUUGAUGUACCACAAUUGUUUCAUCUGGAAUUAAUAAUUUUAUAUGGAAAUCCAUGGAACUGCUCUUGUAGUCUACUGAAUUUACAAAACUGGUUGAACACAUCAAAUGUGACACUAGAAAAUGAAAACGUCACCACGUGCAUCCACCCAGGUAUCCUGAAUCACUACAGUAUCAAAACAGUACCUUAUAAUGCUGAAUGCUACUCAAAAUUUCCUCCACCUAUAAAUGAAGAUCUUUAUAACCACUUUCACUUCAUUAGCAACUCAACAUUCAAUAGCUCUUUGAACAACUUACAAAAUUCAGAACGUAAACUUCUUGGAAAAAGUUGGGCUCUUCUUGUUGGUGUGGUAGUUACUGUACUGAUGACUUCACUCCUCAUUUUUGUUGCUAUCAAAUGCCCAAUAUGGUACAAUUUUCUGCUUAGUUACAAUCAUCAUCGCCUGGAAGAGCAUGAAGCAGAAACCUAUGAAGAUGGUUUUACUGGAAAUUCACGUUCUCUUUCACAGGUUCCAGAUACAAACUCUGAGGAUACUACAGUAAUAUUUGAACAACUACAUUCAUUUGUGGUAGAUGAUGAUGGGUUUAUUGAAGACAAAUACAUAGAUACUCAUGAAUUACAUGAAGAAAAUUAAUUCCGUUCAAUGUUUGAUUUUUUAAAAAUGUUAUAAGUUCACUCACAGUUUAGACAUAAAUGGAGAUUAAGCAUGUGCCAUACCAAACUGUGGCUAGUAGAUUUUUUUUUUGCUAGUAGACUUUUAUAUUAAUUGCAACACACGAGUAUCAUAAAAUGAUGUUUUAUCAUUGGUAUUGAGUAAGUAGGUCCAAAUACAGUAACAGUGAUAAUACUAGCAUUACUAUUUUCAGCAGUAUUCCGACCAUACAUCCUAAUAAGGAAAAGACCUAAACUAUUCAUUAAUUAAAAUGAACUGAUUCUAAUAUUAGCCCAGAUAUUUUAUGUAAUACAUAUUAAAUUAUAUUACAAGUUUUAUUGAUUGGAAUCAGUAAAUAAUAAAGGUUUGGGGGGGGUGCCUGGGUAGCUCAUAUGGUUGAGUAUCUGACUCCUGGUUUUAGCUUAGGUCAUCAUCUCAGGGGGCCAGGAUCAAGCCCCAUGUUGGGCUCUGUAUUAGGUGCAGAGUCUACUUGGUCCUGUCCCUCUCCCUCUACUUCUCCCCCUGCUCAUAUUCUCUGUCUCCAUCUCUCCCUCAAAUAAAAUCUUAAAAAAAUUUUUUUCUAAAUAAAGGUUUUGAAUUUGUCAAAGUGAAAAAGCUUAAACAUACAACACACUAAGACUGAUUUUAUGCUCGCAGAAUGAAUUUAUGGAAUUGGAAAAUAUUUAAAUGCUUCCUGAAUUAGCACAAUAAAUUUUCUGAAAAUUUAGUACUAACUUAAGGUAUAGGUACAAUGUCCAAGCACAAUGUUAAUAAGUUACUACUUCUUUCAAAUAUAAAAAAAAGACUGUGACCAUAAAGGAAGACCAUCACAACUGAAUAGUAUGGUAGCUUCCAAAGUGGGUAUUACAAGUCUCCAUGAAUCUGUUUUUAAAAAGCUGUAUUUCUGCCUCUCUUUGGGAGAGUUCUAUUCAAAUGAGUCUGUGCUGGAGUUGAGGAAUCUUCAGUUGGUCCAUGGACAGCUGUUUGGGAUCCUGUAGAUAGAGCAAUGUUUCCCAAAUUGUUUAUUCUAGAAUAUUAAUUUCCAGGGAAAUGCUCAAAAAUAUUGAGAGAGAGAAAACAGUACAUGGUCAAAGUACUAUAGAAUUACUAUAGGAAAUACUGAGUUUAAACACGAUUUAUUCAAGAUUCUAACAAACUAAAAUGCUCUCUGCCCUUCAACAACUAAGCAUUAAGAAUUUUUCAAACUUACUGGACAACAAAACUCUUUCUUCGAGGUAUGCCUACAAAGAGUCCAUAGCACAAUGAUUGUCCAAAAAAACGUAGUUUGGACAACAAUGACCUUGGGACUAUAACAGGAAGAGUCUAAAGUUAAUUAUUUUGCUAAUUCCUUAUAAUCAAUUGGCUGUAGUCAUAAUUUUAAAAACUUAAUGCAGAGUGGCAUUAAAAAUUGUAACAAAAUCCAUCAUUUUUACCUUCCAUGGUGAGAAAAUUAAGUGUAUUUACACCUUUUAGAGACUUCUAAAACACUAUAAUAAAAUACAUUUAUAAAUGAAAUAAUACAAUGUCAUAUUUUCUUCACCACCAUCAUACAGGAAAGGGCAUAGUGCCUAAAGGUCCAUUGAUUCAAAUAUAAAAAAAGACUGUAGGAUUGAACAUGAGCUGAGGAGCGGGGAGAUAGAUAUUUAAGUGUAUAAUAACACUAUUUAUUUUUGUGUAUGUUCAAAUUUCCCUAUAAUAAAGUUUUUAAAAUGCAUAUGUACUUGAGAGUUUCUCAGACUAAAAAUAAUGUAUAUGUAUGUUAUAUUCUGCAGAAUAGUUAUUUUAAAGGUUACAUCAAUAGUAAAUUCAGUUCAAAUGUCUAUUUAGGAAAAUAAAAACUGUUUAGGAUGACACACAGUCUGUGAAAUAAGAAGACUCACUUAUUUACAAUGCAUAUUUGUAUUUAUGGAAACAUGUGUUUUUUUUAUAAAUUAAUUUUUAUUGGUGUUCAAUUAUGGAAACAUGUUUUUAAUAAAGGAUAUAAGUGUUUUACAUGUAAUAGUUCUUACUAGAAGUGAGAUAAUUAUGGAAACAAAAUACAUCUUUCUCUAAAUAAUCUGUUAUUUUACCAAACUACCAUUUCCUGAUAUGAGGCAAAUAUUAAUAUCUGAAAAAUCUAGUAAAAUGAAAUAUAAUUAUGAAUGAACAAAGACUACAUCUAAUCUCUUAGGCCCCUUAUAAUUGAAUGUUAGCAUGUGAAAUUGAAUUAAAGCCGAGUGUAAUGUUAUAGUAAUAUUUUAAAGGCUGUACUCUAUAACUAACUUAUUUUGAAUAGAUGUUCCAUAAUAAACCUGACAGUUUAUCCAUACUACACUAAAUGGAAGUUUUCUUAGACCUGCCUUCUCAGGGUAUGGCAUUACCUGCUCCCUUUGAAUGUGUAGCCAAGGAAGAUCCUUGUCUCACUGAGAUGUUGGCCCUCUAAUUAACACAUGAAAUAAAUCUAUUCACCUGGUGCAUAUAAAAGUAAAUUUCAUGAAAAUAACUUUUGUUCUUAAAUUUCUGCUUAUGUCAGGAGAACCAAUUAUGUCCAGCCUCAAUUACCAACUACAGAUAUUAAGAAACUGCUCACAUUUCAGGACAAACUAUCAUAUUUUAAGAACUCUUCCCUUAACUAAAUGAACCAAAUAGACAUAAAAGCCUAUGACAGUCUUAAAUUUAUAAUCUGUGAGCUAUCUUUCUGGAUGAAAUAUCUAUAAAACAGGUUCAUAUAUUUUUAAAUCUGACCUAAGUAUUAUAUAACUGUAGAUAAAUGAUGAAAUAAAAAUUAGGACCUUAAUCUGGAAUGUGUUCAACAGACUAAGUUCAUUAUUUACUUUAUAGGUACCUAGGGGAGUUAUUUUAUGCAUGAUAAAUGAUAAACACUUGCUGAGUGGUUUAAACAGAACAAACACAGCAGUAAAAAGUUUUCAGGUGAAAGCUUGGUCACCAUGAAUAUAGAAUUUUCUUUGUAAAUAGAAGAGUUUUCCAGUAUUUAUAAUUUUUAAGGUAGCAUUUUAUAGCAUCAAAUGAUAAAGAAGAGGUUCCUUUGUUUUUAAUCAACAGAAAAAAUUGUAUUAUCUUUCAAAUGUUUUAUCAUUACAUAUUAACAAUUCAAUUCUUCACCAAUUGUUUUCUCUAUAUGCAUAAGUAAAAAGACAGUAUAUUUGGUGUUACAGAAUGUCAGUAAUUUGGGUUAUUACCCUUGCUGUCAGAGAUUAAUACUGAUAAAAUUCUGAGACAAAAUAUGUACAGGGUGAGUGUAUACAAAAUGGUAUAUUUGGUGUUACAGAAUGUCAGUAAUUUGGGUUAUUACCCUUGCUCUCAGAGAUUAAUACUGAUAAAAUUCUGAGACAAAAUAUGUACAGGGUGGGUGUGUACAAAAUAGCUUAUGUUUGUACUGCCUAGACAAUAUUUAAUUAAGGCCAAAAAUCAAUGAAUAAUCAUGUUAACUACCGUUAUUAUCUGAAUAUUUACGCCCCUCCAAAAUUUGUAUUAAAAUCCUAGUCCCCAAAGGUAGAUGGUAUUAGUAGGUGGUCUCUGGGAAGUGAUUAGGUAAGGAGAAUGGAGGCCUCAUGAAUAGAAUUAGUGCCUUUAUAAAAGAGAUCCCACAGACCUCCUUCUACCACGGGAGUAUACAGAAAGGAGAUACCUAAUAUGAGCAGAAAGAGGGACCUCACCAGAAUGGGACCAUGUUGGUGCCUUGAGCCCAGCCUCCAGAACUGUUAGCAAUAAAUUCCUGUUGUUUAUAAGUUACCCAGUAUGUGGUAUUUUGUUAUAGCAGCCCAAAUGGACUAAGAUAACUAUAUCAAAUCUACCUAUUACCUUUGUAGGCCUUUGUCACUGCCACAUUGCCAUUUAUUACCAGAGUCAAAAUUAUUUGCUAUCUGGUCUUUAUAUAAAAAGAUACCUUUAUGUGUGUGUAUAUAUAUAUAUAUAUAUAUGCAUUAAUAUAACUAUUAAUUAUAAAUUAAUAAUUGAAUACUGAAAAAUGUAAAUAGCUCACUAAUAAUGUGACUUUUAUUAGACUGGGACUUGAAUUCCAGAAUUCAAACUAGUUAAAAGCUCUGGUUAAAAUUAUAAAUGGUAGAGAUGAACAUAUUCUUAUUCAUCUUAAAAUUUAAUAUUAUUUGAAAUAGAAAUUUUAUUUAUCUAAUCUAUGUAAUAAUUUUAUUUAUCCAGGAUUUCGGUACUUAAUGGCAAAUGAUA
This is a messenger RNA of Nyctereutes procyonoides (raccoon dog), 5370 nucleotides long. It is a transcript of the gene LRRC19, whose product is annotated as leucine rich repeat containing 19. The record is from RefSeq and is a predicted model, not a curated record. The transcript is spliced from 5 exons. The coding region runs from base 58 to 1167 and encodes 369 amino acids. Gene Ontology annotation, molecular function: protein binding; signaling receptor activity. Gene Ontology annotation, cellular component: plasma membrane. NCBI's taxonomy places the organism in Eukaryota, Metazoa, Chordata, Mammalia, Carnivora, Canidae. Gene Ontology annotation, biological process: interleukin-8 production; positive regulation of non-canonical NF-kappaB signal transduction.